UUUGCAAUGGCACACCGUGAUUGCAUCAUGGGUUUCAGUAAAUGACAGGAGGUGAGUGUUGCUCCUUUAGUGUGCUCUUAGAUAACACGCAAUUCCCCUAGGCAUGGGAUGUAAAUAAUUCCUUCACAAGGUUUUUUUUUUUUUUGCCCUGUUGUUCUGCACCUCAUGUAGUGACGCCGCACUCAAGGGAGGUUAGACAUGGCCAGAUGUGGGGGUGAUUGAGGAAUCGUCCUGCAAGGCGCACAGCAGAGGGUGAGACCUGCGCAAAACGUGCUGGCAUUGAAGGAGGGCUGCCAGGUAGCGUCCAACUUUCCAUGCUGCAGCGUGUCCGGAGGGAGCCCAUGGGGUGCCCUGCUGCUGCUGCAGGCUGAGAAUAACGAUGGUUGCUCAGCUGGUGACUGCGAAAGACACUAAGGAUACUGCUGUCAACACGACCGUCCAUUUGACCAGUCCCAUAGGAUGCAGAUGCAUCACCCUGGGAAUCACUGAAGCUAUUUAAUACAAGAAACAUUACCAGGACUCCUGUUGCAGCAAUGGACUUGGAUAAACCAUCCGUUUGGGGAUCUCUGAAACAGAAAACUAGGCCUUUCCUACAAAACUUGAGCAUGAAGAAGACGAGGAGAAGGUCUAGCAAAGUGGUGGAGAGGACGCAAAGGCACUCCUUGGACCGGCGCCUCAGCGUGUCUGUGCCUGACAUGCUGGAGGUCGAGUCUCUCACGGAGGAAGAGGCGACCUACACGAGCGCGCAGGUGCUGUCCACAUACUCCCCCAGCGAUGUUCCCAGCUCCGUUGUGUCUGUGAAGGGCAGAAGUGCUUCCCUGCGGCAGGCAGGAGAGGACUGGCAGUGGAAGCGGCAGGAGUCGGUGCGCAUGGAGGUUAGCGCGGCUGAAUCGGAAACACAAGUUGUGCGUGGCUCCGAGGCCCCACGGAAAUCCAGCAGUGACCUCUUCGAGCUGCUGCAGAGAGCCCGUCUGAGCAGUGACCUGACCGAAGAGGUGGCUGAGUACCCAUGUGAAGGAAUGGAUCUAGACUCUUCCAUGUCAUCUCAGAUUUUUGAUGAUCAGAUGGCUCUUGAGGAAGGAAAUGACUGCUUGAGUAACCUGCCCAGCCCCUUUGCUUACCUGCUGACGAUCCACCUGAAAGAAGGCCGGAACCUGGUUAUCAGGGACCGCUGCGGUACAAGUGAUCCAUAUGUAAAGUUUAAACUGAAUGGGAAAACUCUGUACAAAAGCAAGGUAAUCUACAAGAACCUAAACCCCGUCUGGGAUGAGACUGUUGUACUACCGAUACAGAACCUCAGUCAAAAACUCUGGGUCAAGGUGUAUGAUCGAGAUUUAACCUCUUCUGACUUCAUGGGGUCAGCAUUUAUCGCACUUACUGAACUUGAACUCAAUAGAACUACUGAACAGAUCUUAAAACUGGAAGAUCCAAACAGUUUGGAAGAUGACAUGGGAGUGAUUGUAUUAAACUUGAGUCUAGCUGUCAAGCAAGGCGACUUGAAAAGAAAUAGAUGGUCAAAUCGGAAGAAGCGAACUUCAUCCAAGUCAAGUUUCAUGCGGAGCGUGCGACUUUCUGAUUCUUUACGCAAGAACCAGUUGUGGAAUGGACUUGUCACCAUCACGCUGCUGGAAGGGAAGAACAUCCCAGGAGGUGGCUUGGCAGAGAUUUUUAUUUUGCUAAAAUUGGGAGAUCAAAGAUACAAGAGUAAGACACUGUGUAAGAGUGCAAAUCCUCAGUGGAGGGAACAGUUUGAUUUUCACUACUUCUCUGACAGGAAGGAUAUGUUGGACAUUGAGGUCUGGAGAAAGGAUAACAAAAAGCAUGAGGAGCUCUUGGGAACGUGCAAAGUUGACAUUACUGCCCUGCCAACGAAGCAGACCAAUCGUUUGGAGCUGCCGCUGGAAAAGCAUCCGGGGUCCCUGCUAAUGUUGAUUGCUGUUGCUCCGCGUACAGGCGUUUCUAUCUCGGAUCUGUGUGUCUGCCCCUUGGCAGACCCCAGUGAAAGGAAACAGAUUUCACAGCGCUACUGUAUAAAGAAUUCCUUUCAGGACAUAAAGGACGUUGGCUUCUUACAGGUCAAAGUUUUAAAGGCAGCUGACCUGUUAGCAGCAGAUUUUUCAGGUAAAAGCGAUCCUUUCUGUGUAUUAGAGCUGGGAAAUGACAGUCUUCAAACACACACCGUUUACAAGAACCUCAACCCAGAGUGGAACAAAGUUUUCACAUUCCCUAUUAAAGAUAUUCAUGACGUUCUCGAAGUGACAGUGUUUGAUGAAGAUGGAGAUAAACCCCCUGAUUUUCUUGGAAAAGUUGCCAUCCCUUUGCUGUCUAUUAGAAAUGGUAAACAAAGUUGUUACACACUGAAGAAUAAAGACUUGGAACGUACUUCAAAAGGAGUAAUUUACUUGGAGCUGGAUGUCCUAUUUAAUCCUGUAAAAGCAAGCAUUAGAACAUUCAAGCCACGAGAGAAGCGCUUCACGGAAGAGAACCGCAAAUUUUCUAAAAAGAUCUUAUCAAGAAAUGUUGAUCGCGUGAAAAAAAUCACCAUGGCAAUAUGGAAUACAAUACAAUUCCUUCGGAGCUGCUUUCUCUGGGAGUCCACGGUAAAGAGUGUGAUAGCAUUUGUGGUAUUUGUGGUCACCGUGUGGAGCGUGGAACUUUACAUGGUGCCCCUGGCUUUACUGGUGCUCUUUGCUUACAACUUCUCUCUCAUCAAGACUGGGAAGGUCAGCAGCACCCAAGAUGCCCAGGAGCUUAUGGGCUUAUAUGAAGAUGACGAUGAAGAUGACAAGGAAUCUGAGAAAAAAGGUUUAAUUGAAAGAAUCCACAUGGUCCAAGAGAUCAUCAUAGCCGUUCAAAGCAUCCUAGAAGAAAUAGCAUCAUUUGGAGAGAGAAUUAAAAACACAUUCAACUGGACGGUGCCUUUCCUCUCUGUCCUGGCCUGCUUAGUCCUGCUAGCAGCAACGGUUAUUUUGUAUUAUAUACCACUGAGGUACAUUGUUUUAAUCUGGGGCAUAAAUAAAUUUACAAAGAAGUUUAGAAAUCCCUAUGCCAUCAACAAUAAUGAGCUACUAGAUUUCCUCUCCAGGGUACCAUCUGAUGUUCAAAAGGUGCAGCAUGCUGAAUUGAAACCAUACAGCAGCUCCAGUCCCAUUAGGAAGAAACGGAGUGCGCUCUAGGAUGCUGAGGGAUUUUAGAAUGCAACAUCUCCCUCCGUACCCGUGCGUGCACAUGCCCUUCCCUUCUUUUUUGGUUUGGAACAACACUAUAAUCUCUGCCAUCGACUUUUUCUCCUCAAAGAUGUAGUUUUUAACACCUAAAUGCCUAUCCUGGGUCGUCUUUCUUUUUGGCAUGGAGACCUAGCCCGGAAAGAGCAGGAUGGGAUGUCUGAAGUAGUUGGUGGGGUGGGGAGGAGUAUGGGAGGAGAUGGUGCAACUGGGCUCCCUUUUUUUGCUUCGACUGCUGAGGCAAGGCUGGCUGUGGCAGCACUCCCUGUUUUGUGUAGGAAGAGAUAAUUCCACUUAGUGUAGCAGAUCAGCUGAGCUGAUGUGAGGAGAUGCUCUGAACCAGUUUUUAACAUAGCCAACAGAUUUACAUUAAGAUAUGAGAGCUAUUCUUUUCUGAGUUAAAUCACUGUGCCUAGAAAGGUUUAAGCUCUGAAUUAACAAGUCUUUGAUACUCAUCUUCUGUUCAAGCGGUGUACAUUUUAAAAAGUUUUUUUUAUCAUAAUUAGCAGAAAGAGCUAGAAGCUCCAGCAGUAUCUCAAUAUUUCAUCCAGCACUUGUGGGUUUUUUCUUUUUUUAUUAAGAAGAAAAGCAAGCCCACCCUGCGGUUAACUCCUCAGAUACUGAGAUCACUGGAGAUCCAUUGCGGGCAAUGGAUGUGUCUUCUGCCAUGAAAGGAUUAAGAGGACGUAGAAAAGCCUCACUCACUGACCUGAAAAGACUCUCUUGACUUGCCUUUUAUAAUUCCAUCUCAUCAGAUAUUUUCAGCAUAGCUCUUGUUUUUCUGUCUAAAUCCAGAGGGGUCAACACUACAGCUCUAAGAGAAAAACACUUUUUAGCCUUAAAGAAACAAGUGCUUGUGCAGAGAGCUCGGUGCCCAAAGAAGUGGUUGUGCAAUAGCGUGCAGGCUUUUGCCCACCGCUGAUGUCUUCUUGGAGUCUCUCCUGGCAGUUCAUAAGGAAAGCAGGAGAAAAUGAAACCAUGUGGAAACUGAGCAAUGGAAAGACAUUAAAAAGGACCUCAUUUUCUACUGUGAGGAUAAUGCAAGUUCUUGUUUACUUACCUGUCAUUUAACUAUUGUGCUUUUGCUUUAUAAAAUUUGGAUAAUGGAUGUUGUUUGACUGCGGAAACUCAGAUCCAGAAUCGCACAUAAGCCUGCCCGCUUUUAGUGGGACUGUACCCCUCAGUAUAUUAGGUGCUGUCAGAUGCUGUGGAGGUGACUUGCCACCACGAUAAGUCAUUGACAGUGACAGAGCUGCAGCUUAGUUCCUGUGGUUCCCAGAUGGGCAUCUCUACCAGCAUCCCCUGGAGUGAUUCACAGUGUAAAGAAAUGGAGAAGCCAGGGAGCCAACCAAAGUGACACUUUGGAAAUGAUCUGAUUAAAGGUAAAACUGGGAGUACUUUGCUCAUGGACUGGAGAUCUGAGUGGAGUCCUACUGUGUUGUUCAGUAAUGCCACUUUCUUGUGGGCCUAUUGCAUGAAUUUAGAGAAGGAAAACUAAAGACCAGAGUAUCUUCCGCUGGAUUGUUAUCCAGGUUCAGUGAUUUUCCAAGAAGCUUAUUUGUCGAAGUAACAAGACUCACUGUGCCUCUGAAGAGGCACACUUUUGUAGAUUUAAUUUGAUAAAGAACAUGUUUUGCUCAUGUAAGGCUGUGUGUAGCUGUGUAUGAAAAGGUAGAAGAAAAUUAUCCCAGUUAAAAAGCUACAGAAAUGCCUCUUUGUGUGCAUGUGUGCUUGCAUACCCAUGCAUAUACAAAGUUGUGUAUACAGAAGAGUUCAUAUAUAAUGUAUUUAUAGGUGUGUGUGUGUGGCGGGGGGGAAAUGGGUGAAUAUCCAGAUUUAAAAACGUUCAAAGAAAAUGUUUAUGAAAAAUGCCAAAGAUUCUAAAGCUUAUCAUCUUGUGUCUGUUCUUCUUCAUAUUGUAUCUUUCCCGGCAUGUCUCUCUGGCUGAGCCAGAUCUCUGCAUGAUUUGAUUUACUUCAAGUUAAUGAAGCUGGUUGGAAAGAGCCUUGUAGAAAUUAUAAAAUCUCCAGUAAAUCUCCUACUCGUACAUACAGUAGAUGUCCAUGGACCCCUUUUGUUAAACCACUUUCUCAAUCUUCCGUGUAAACAAUGCCUUAUUGUCUCACUUCAAAGUAUCGUCUAGUUUAUCAUCCUGUAGUCUUGUCAUUUUUUAAGGACCAAAGUCAGACAUUUUUAAGCAGACGUGUGAGAUCUGAUCAUUCAUUUGAGUGAAAACAUUCAAUUGCAGGAAGAAUUGUUUGUUUAUUUAUUCAGAAGUUGGGACUGAUAUUUUAAUAGCUUUUUUUUUCCUAUAGAAUUUUCCACAUGGCACUGAUUUCUGUUCAGGAGACAGGGUGAUGUCUUUUUUUAAUGUAGAUAUGCUGUGUUCCAGAAUAAUUUGUAUUAGAUUAUUAUGCUGGAGCCAUACCAACUGAAGAGUUUGGGAUGCUCCAGUACCUAUAUAUGUUGCAAUGAGCUCUUUGUUAUGAUAAAUGCUGUUUGAAAUGCAAUAAACAUUUGAGUUUAA
Messenger RNA from Dromaius novaehollandiae (emu), 5751 nucleotides. It is a transcript of the gene MCTP2, whose product is annotated as multiple C2 and transmembrane domain containing 2. The transcript has 24 exons. Gene Ontology annotation, biological process: regulation of neurotransmitter secretion. NCBI's taxonomy places the organism in Eukaryota, Metazoa, Chordata, Aves, Casuariiformes, Dromaiidae. Gene Ontology annotation, cellular component: synaptic vesicle membrane. The record is from RefSeq and is a predicted model, not a curated record. The coding region runs from base 534 to 3176 and encodes 880 amino acids. Gene Ontology annotation, molecular function: calcium ion binding.